AUGCCUUCACCAGUUUGGUUCAUCACAGCGGCCUCUUCGGGUUUUGGCCAUGACAUCGCUCUUCACGCCCUCAACCUCGGUCACACAGUCAUCGCCACAGCACGCAACACAUCCCGUGUCCAAGACCUCGCCGACGCUGGGGCUUACACACUCGCCUUUGACGUGACUUCCCCCAUCGUAGACCUCGAAACCAUCGCCAAAGACGUCUAUGCCAAACACGGCCGUGUUGACUAUCUCAUCAACGCUGCUGGGUAUAUCCUAGACGGUGCGGUCGAAGAGGUUUCUCAAGAGGAGCUGUACAACUCUUUCAACACAAACGUCUUUGGUAUCUUCAACACCAUCAAGGCUUUUCUUCCGGGUAUGAGGGAGCAAAGUGUUGGCGAGAAUGGACGUCAUGGAACGGUUGUCACUUUUGGAAGUAUUGGUUCUUGGAGCGGCGGCGCGACAUACUCUGUCUACUCCAUGGUAAAAGCCUGCAUGUCUUCUCUCGCAGAAUCUCUACGCGAGGAACUAGAACCUUUCAACAUUCUAGCUUCAGUCGUUGAACCAGGAUACUUUCGCACGAGCUUCCUCAACCCUGGUGUCAAGGUAGUCACCAAGAACCGGAUGGAUGUCUACAAUGAUGAGAGCACACCUACGGGCAAGACGCGCAAGGCGUUGGAAAAGACGGAUAAUAACCAGCCUGGCGAUGUGAAGAAGGGAACAAAAGUUAUUGUGGAGAUUCUGACGGGGACAGGCGUUGGAAAGGGAAGAGAAGUGCCUGUGAGGAUUAUUUUGGGUAGUGAUGCGGAUGUGUUUAUUCGGGGAAAGAUUGGUGAUGCGCUGAAGAUUUUGGAUGAUUGGAAGAGUGUGACUGUGAGCACCGACAUCACAGAGUAA
Messenger RNA from Fusarium poae, 879 nucleotides. RefSeq lists its product as uncharacterized. Lineage: Eukaryota; Fungi; Ascomycota; Sordariomycetes; Hypocreales; Nectriaceae. The record is from RefSeq and is a predicted model, not a curated record. The coding region runs from base 1 to 879 and encodes 292 amino acids. The transcript has a single exon.